This is a messenger RNA of Scutellospora calospora, 915 nucleotides long. NCBI's taxonomy places the organism in Eukaryota, Fungi, Glomeromycota, Glomeromycetes, Diversisporales, Gigasporaceae. The record is from the annotation of a GenBank genome assembly.
AUGGGUUCUCUCUCAAAAUUAGUGCAGAAAGGAGAUUUAAGUUCAUUACGCGCCUAUUUUAGCACACUUUCGCUCGAUGAAUCGCGUAAAGUAAUAAAUUCACCCGAUAUUCAUAAUGAUACUUUAGUACAUUUUGCAGCACGUUUUCAUAAACUUGAUAUAUUAUCUUUUCUUGUACAAGAUAUGGGUGGCAAUUCCAUGGCUGUGAAUGAACAUGGACGUCAGCCGUUACACGAAGCUAUCGAUAGUUUAGAUUGUGUAAAAUGGUUAUGUGAGCAAAAUGUAGAUGUCAAUUGUAUGAAACGAGGAGAUUGGACACCAUUAAUGAUCGCAGCAAUGAAAGGGAGACUUGAUAUUGUAAAAGUUCUUGUCGAUCAUGGCGCCAAUAUAAACUUUCAGAAUAAAGACGGGUGGAAUAGCCUUCAUUUUGCUGCGAAAGAAGGUCACCUUGAUACAGUAAUAUUUUUACACACAAUUUCACCAACACAAAGUUUAAUGCCAAGUAAAUCAGGUCGUUUACCAAUUCACACAGCAGCAUUAUGUAACCAUCCCAUGAUAGUUUUUUACUUACUCUCAUCAACUUCAUCACAAAAAAAUUUACAAUAUUUAUUGUCAUCGGUUGACAACAGUGGAACUUCUUUAUUACAAAAUGCAGUAGUUUCUGGAAAUAUUAUGAUGGUCAAAAAACUAAUUCAAGAAUAUUGUUGCUCUAUAACACAUAAAGACAAAUUAGGAAGACAAACUAUACAUAAUGCGUCGAUGACUGGAGAUCUAGAUAUGAUUAAAGUAUUAGUUGAAGCAGAAAGCGAUGUGAACGCUAAAGAUGAAUGGGAUGGUUGGACACCUUUACAUCAUGCUUGUAAAGAAGGACAUUUACAUGUUGUAAAGUAUUUGGUGAAUGAAUGUAGUGUCGAU